AGCCGCCGCAGCCCGGGGAGAAGCGCUCCCGGUGCGAGAGCGGGGUCGGGGCCGCCCGGACAGGCACUGCCGCUGUGCUGUCGGCAGGAGCAGCAGGGGCCGUGCUGCCACCUCACCGGCUGGGUGCACUGACUGGCCUGCAGCACGGAGCCAUGCAGGACAGACGGAGGUCUCUCUUCUUGGGAAGCUAAAAGUGGGUACUUUUCCCUGCUGUAGACCGGGAGAUUCCGGGCCCAGCUGAUGUCUGAACCGAGUGCUGAGGCAGGUGCAGUGCAGCAGGAAAGCUGUCCUGGCCUGAAUUCAUGCCAUUGCAAGCUCAGGGCUCAGUGACUUUGGCCUUUCCGGAAGCGGAGCCUCUCCUGAAGGUAACACACAUCCCACACAGUGACCUGCUUCUAGAAAUAGGCUAUUGCAGAAUGACCUUGCAUUAAGCCUUUGUGGAAGAAGCAAGAUUUAAACCUCAAUUCUUCAAUGUGCAUCCUUCUAUUCAAAUUUGACCCCCGACCAGUUUCAAAAAAUGCAUACAGGCUUAUUCUAGCAGCUAAUAGAGAUGAAUUUUACCACAGACCAUCCAAAUCAGCAGAGUUUUGGGACAGCAGCAAUGAGAUCCUUAGUGGUCUGGAUAUGGAGGAAGGAAAAGAAGGUGGGACGUGGCUGGGAAUAAGUAAGAAAGGCAAGCUGGCAGCCCUGACAAACUAUAUGCAGCCAAAGACUGAUCAAAAUGCGAAAGGAAGAGGUGCUCUUGUGACAAACUUCUUGACUGGAGAUCUGGACAGCUACUCUUACUUGAAGAAAGUCUCACUAGAAGGACAUCUUUACAAUGGAUUUAAUUUAUUAGCAGCUGACUUGAAUACCACCAAAGGAGAUGUAAUUUGCUACUAUGGAAACAAAGGAGAACCAGAACCUGUUUUCCUAAAUGCUGGAAUAUAUGGAUUGAGUAAUUCUCUGUUGGAUACACCAUGGAAGAAACUUGAAUAUGGGAAGCAGCUUUUCACAGAGGUGGUCAAGAGAAGUCAAGACCUUACCAAAGAAGAAUUGGUGCAGGAGCUUCUCACAGUGAUGAAUAAUCAACAGCCUCAAUUACCAGACCCUGCAAUUGAAGAGCAAGGGAAGGAUUACAUCCGUCCUGUACUGAAUGAGUAUGCAGCUAUUUGUGUUCGUUGCCCAGGUUAUGGGACAAGGACUAACACAGUCCUUCUCGUUGAUUCUGAAGGAUGGGUUACUUUCACAGAGCGCAACAUGAUCAAUGUAGAAGACAACCAGUGGAAAACAAGCACCUAUGAAUUCAAACUGUACACUUAACUUUCCAUUUCAGUGGUCUGUAAUAAUAGCAAUGAGAGAACAAGCCAUUAAGCUCUAGUAAAUGUUUUGUGCCAGCCUCCACAAGCUAAAAAUAGCAAGGAAAUGAAGGGUUUAAAUAAAUUGGUAGCAUACCCUAUCAGGGCUCACAAAUCCUUUGGGUAAAACCAAAAGAAACUGUUUUGUCAUUAAGUAGCACCUUGCCAUCAGAAAUAAUUUUUGCAAUAUCACUCUGCCUCCAGGGCAAGGCCAUCUCUGCCCAGGAUGGAGUCACUGAUUUUUGUGGGUGUUUUGGUUUUAGUUUUUGGGAUGUUUUAAGUAGAUUCUUAAACAUCUUUUCAGUUCUGAGGAGGGGAAACAUUUGCUGCCUUUAUUGUUCUACCUGAAGGUUUUAUCAACCUUUUAAGAUUGUGUAACUGAUGCCAGUGUGUUUUAAAUGAAUGUAUUUUAUCUUUAUAGCAUUAAAUGCUUUAGUAACAAACUUUUCAGCAGUGCCAUGGUGCAAUGUUGUGCCUGGGGAGGGCAGAGCAGGGGGGGUUCUUUCUGUUUGUUUUCCUAGAUAGUACAGCAAUAGAGCUUUUUUCUAAAACUUGAUUGAGAAUAGAUAGGAGAUUUAGUUCAGUCUGAUCACUUUUUGCUGAAAGAAUCAUGGGAGCAGACUUGCUUAUCUUUGAGUGGAAUAAAAUCAUUUGUAUUGUG
Messenger RNA from Strigops habroptila (Kakapo), 1998 nucleotides. It is a transcript of the gene TANGO2, whose product is annotated as transport and golgi organization 2 homolog. Gene Ontology annotation, cellular component: Golgi apparatus. Lineage: Eukaryota; Metazoa; Chordata; Aves; Psittaciformes; Psittacidae. The transcript is spliced from 10 exons. Gene Ontology annotation, biological process: protein secretion; Golgi organization. Bases 472 to 1302 code for a protein of 276 amino acids. The record is from RefSeq and is a predicted model, not a curated record.